Molecule: messenger RNA, 2837 nt
Organism: Alosa sapidissima (American shad)
Lineage: Eukaryota; Metazoa; Chordata; Actinopteri; Clupeiformes; Clupeidae
Gene: pla2g15
Product: phospholipase A2, group XV
Exons: 6
Coding region: 208-1461 (417 amino acids)
Biological process (GO): phosphatidylcholine metabolic process; ceramide metabolic process
Cellular component (GO): lysosome
Source: RefSeq, a predicted model, not a curated record
CCGAUGCCUAUACACGCCCAUUUCCUGUACUCUAAACGAUUGCAUCGGAUGUCUUCUACUCUGGUCUAACCAUGCUCUUUUGACCGUUUUAUAAGUACGUAGCCAACGAUAGGCUUGCAUCACCAGCGUUGAAGAGGCUGACCGAUUUCAUGUUUGUUGAACUUGCUAGUUGUCUCAUGUCGACAAUGUAAUGCAGCUCCGACAGAGAUGGUGUCCGGACACUGCUUAUUUCUCACUGUGCUCCAGCUGUUUGUUUUGUUGGCUUGGUUGACUUCAUAUGCUGAAGGCAGAAGUCUGAAAUGCUCUUCAGGGAAGCCAUGCUCGGACAGAACCCCUGUGAUUAUAAUUCCAGGCGACCUGGGCAACCAGCUGGAGGCCAAGCUGGACAAGCCCAGUGUGGUCCACUACAUCUGCUACAAGAAGACCAAUGACUAUUUCACACUAUGGCUCAACCUCGAACUGCUGGUGCCCAUUGCCAUAGACUGCUGGAUCGAUAACAUGAGGUUGAUCUAUAAUCGCACCACACGGACCAGUGGGGCGCCAGAGGGAGUAGAUAUCAGAGUACCAGGGUUUGGGGGAACAGAUACGGUGGAGUACCUGGACCCCAGUAAACACAGUGUGGGAAUGUACUUUUUUGCCAUAGUGCAAGGGCUGGUUAACGAUGGCUAUGUGAGAGGCGAUGACAUCCGUGGGGCUCCUUAUGACUGGAGAAAAGCACCUAAUGAAAACAAGGCGUACUUCUUGGCCCUGCAGCAGAUGAUUGAGGAGAUGGCCCGUAAAGCUGGAGGACCAGUGGCGCUGAUCGCCCACAGCAUGGGCAACGUGUACACACUCUACUUCCUCAAUCAUCAGCCGCAAGCCUGGAAGGACAAAUACAUUAAGACCUUUAUCUCGCUAGGCGCGCCAUGGGCUGGUGUUGUCAAGACGGUCCGAGUAGUGACCUCUGGUGAUAAUAACCGCAUCCCGGUGAUCAGCUCGCUGAAGAUUCGUCAGCAGCAGCGCACGGCAGUGUCCACCAUCUGGCUGUUCCCCAACGGCAACAUCUGGCCUGCAGACCAGGUCCUUGUCCAGACUCCCACCACCAAUUACACCGUACGCGACUACCAGCGCUUCUUCCAGGACGUGGGCUUCCCCGACGGCUGGGAGAUGCACAAGGACACGGAGCACCUGGUGGGUGACCUGGAGCAUCCUGGUGUGCCCGUUCACUGCUUAUACGGCAGCGGUGUGCCCACGACACAGAGUUACCAAUACACUACGUUCCCUGACUCGGAGCCGGACGAGGUGACGUUUGGUGAUGGCGACGGCACGGUCAACCUGCUCAGUGCCAUCCAGUGUAAGCACUGGGUGGGAAAGAUGGCGUACCCAGUCAAGCUCGUGGAGCUCCCUGACAAUGAGCAUGUCAACAUGCUGCUCAACCAGACCACAGUGGCCUACAUUAAGGCUGUGCUCAACCAGCCCUGAUCCUUGAAGACAUAAACGCACAAACACCAUACGUAAACCCUCAAACAUCUGUGGCUUGCAUCACGGCCAACGCUCAAGACACUUUAACCCUCAACGGUGGCGUGCAUCACAACAGCCCUCGACUUCUGAGCCCCAGUUGUACAACCCCAACCCCUUAACCUGUCAUACCCCCUCAGUCCAGGUAGAUGCGGACUCUACAGCAGGUCUGGCAGUGACCUCGUGCAGAGCUAGGGCCGCCCUGUACCUGACCGAGCUAACUGCUGUUUGGGUCCAAACCUCCGAAACACCUUCAUGCAUAAGUCCUGAGAGGAUGAAGCCACUGCCGCCAACUGACCCUGCCAACCACAGUGGACCAGGAGUCUGUUAUUCAAUGGAUGAGAGAAGUACCUUGUUUCUGAUGGUUUAUGUGCCAUUACCAAUGAAGAACAGAGUGGCUAGCUAGCUCUCAAUUUAACUCUGAUUUGAAUUCCUACUCUUUCUAUAGUGUUCUACUGUUGUGGUAGGUCCUGCCAGGCCAUUUGGACUGACCAUUCCUCUUGUUGCUAAUGUCAGAGCGUAUAGUUGUGACAUGUAGUGCCUCUGUUCUGUAUCUACUCUGUGGAAAAGAGUAGGCCAUCUCCUGUUUUGCAAAAACCUUAACAGGAUGAGAUUGCUUUAUAGAAAUGUGUUAAUGUUUUUUUUUUUUUUUAUUAUCAAGUUUUAUUAACUGGUGGACAUACAGUAUUGAUUUGAUUGAUUUUAGAAAGAUAAUUGUUAGAGCCAUUUUAAGUGUUUAAUUGUUCAGGUAUGACUUCAUCCUCUAUCUCUUAUCUUGAUGUUGUGAUCUUAUUGUUAUUAACACAUGAAUUACUAAAAUGGAAGUGUCAUAUCAGCAGUUAGAGCUUGAGAAGGGACCAUGGGGCCCUGGGAAUUCUGGUUCUGACUGUUUUUCAAGUCAUCAAUAUUUGUCAUUUGUUUUUAUUUAUUGACAUUUCAUGACAUGUUUUUUUUACCUUAGAAUUGUUAUGCUUAUGCUAUAUACCACCUCUCAGCAUCAUAGUGUAAUUUUUUUAAGGUCACACAUCUGUUGCGUUGCAAAAAUGCAGCGACAAUCAAGGGUGGAGGCAUGGUCCAAAGCCUGCCUGUUAUCAGGGUUCACAUGACUUUGAUGGCCUGGUCAACUUUUACAUUUCUACUAACCACAGUGGUCUAACAUUGUUACUAGGCAUGCGUGUUACCAAUGGUCAUAUUGAAAGACAAAUCGGGCAUCUCGUCGACUCGGCGCACACACACGCAGGUGAAUCGAUCAAUGUGAAAAUGCUGGAAAUUACUGUUUGUAUUGUUCACAAAUAUUUGUGCUUACUGGAUGAUAAUAUUUAAAAUCUACCAAAGAACAA